AGUACCCGAUACUUUUUUUCGUACCACCUCGGUUGGGGUUCCAUGCGACCCGAGCUGAUACCAAAACGUGACGCGAAAACACAGUAGAUCACUGAUUGGUCUAACGAGAAUCGUCACAACACGCGUCACUACCAGCGUCAUUGGAUUCGCGACACAAAACACCAAACCCGCUAGAUUUGAAAAUAGUUGCUACCAGCUACCGCACAGUGUAUGUGAUUAGUGAACAGUAGAAUAAACAAAAAGGAAAAGAAAAUGGCUAUUUCGUGGUCAAAUGAGGAGGUGCAGACUUUCCUCUCGCUGAUUGCAGAGGAGCGGAUCCAGCGAGAGCUUGAUGGGUCUGUGCGGAAUGAAAAAGUUUUUCAAGAAGUCGCGCAGCUCAUGGCCGCACAGGGCUAUAAUCGCACCUACAAACAAUGUAGGGAAAAGUUAAAGAAGAUGAAAAGCGACUACCGAGCCAUAAAGGACCACAAUGGCAGGAGUGGGGCGAAUAGAAGAGUCUGGAAGUGGUUUGAUUUAAUGGAUGGUAUAUAUGGAAGUAGACCGGCGAGCAAUGGGAGAGAAGGUGCCCUCGACACGGCCGAAAACACGCAGGAGGAUGAUUCAUUGUCUACGAUUGAUGCAUCAUCUAUUUUUUCUCAACAUGAUGCAUCAUUGUCACAGAUUGACCUGGCACCGCAGACACCAGCACGACCGCAGACACCAGCACGACCACAGACACCAGCUCGACCACCGACACCAUCAACCUCCGGCAGCAACGUUAUGACCCCGGUGCCUGUUGUCACAGGAAAGAGGAAACGAGGCAAUCAACAUCAGGACCAUCUCUCUGUUUUAAGAGAGAUGCAGGCUGCUGAUAGGCAGCAAGAACUAAACCGUGAACAAUUGCAGGUGGCACUUGAUGAUGCCCGGCAAGCAAGGGAAGAGGAGACAGCCUUGAGGAGGGAGGAGCUUAGUCAAACGGCGUCCUUUAAUCAGGCUUUCCUUGGUAUUAUGGGGAUGCUUGUACAGGCAAUGACUGGUCGUAGAGAACCAAACUCUACAUAA
This is a messenger RNA of Paramisgurnus dabryanus, 1041 nucleotides long. The record is from RefSeq and is a predicted model, not a curated record. Lineage: Eukaryota; Metazoa; Chordata; Actinopteri; Cypriniformes; Cobitidae.